AUGUCUCUGGUUCUUUUAUGCGGAUUUAAGCCCACCGGGAGCAUUUAUAGGUAUUUUAGACCCCCAACACUCGUCAAAGGAAAGCGUCUUUACGAGAACAGCCACGUCUAUCAGGUUCGUGAAUUCGACGGCAAAGACAUUACAGCUAAGUGUUUCUCGCAGCAAAGCAAGCACGUCUACGAUGUGGAACUCCACCUAACGGCUGAGCCCCGCGAAAUAGCGAGCGGCAAGUGCAGUUGUCGUUAUGGGUAUCUCGGCAACUACAAGCGCUGCGCGGCUGUGGCUAUCUUCGUGAAUGAGCAUGAGCACCCGUCGUGUACCAGUGUUGCGCAAGCAUGGGGAAAGCCAGCGGGUAAACCGGCGCUUAAUGAUAAAACCUCAUUCGAAGAGCUUUUUGGAGGACUACUGGUGGAGAGAGAGAAUUGUGCAAGGAAAGGUUUCGAAAUGUGUUUGUACUAA
Molecule: messenger RNA, 459 nt
Organism: Ixodes scapularis (black-legged tick)
Lineage: Eukaryota; Metazoa; Arthropoda; Arachnida; Ixodida; Ixodidae
Exons: 3
Coding region: 1-459 (152 amino acids)
Source: RefSeq, a predicted model, not a curated record